Molecule: messenger RNA, 325 nt
Organism: Drosophila arizonae
Lineage: Eukaryota; Metazoa; Arthropoda; Insecta; Diptera; Drosophilidae
Source: RefSeq, a predicted model, not a curated record
CAACCAGUUUCUAUGAAAAUUUUAACAAGUCAACUAAGCCUGAAAGAAAUUCAAAAAAUUUAAAAACCAAUUUACAGAUUCGAGGCUCUCGAAAUGCCUAACGAAAAGCAGUCAAAGGUCAAGAGCACAGUUCUACAAUUUAGCUCCGCUGCUGGCAGCCCAGAAACCAAACGCAAAAUGUUGCUAUACAGGCAGCUGCUGCAGCGUGAGAUCGUUAGGGAUAUGAGGCCUCGACAAGUCGUUAGAUAUCGCCAUCCGAGCCGACAGCAGCAAGUAUUCGAAUCGUAAACACAAUGAAUUUGUAAACUCUGUAGUUAUGUCUCGA